UCCCCGAUCUUGUUUGUAAACAUUCCCGCCCGCCUCUCCCGCUGACCCCCGACCCCCGCGGGAGGGCGGGCGCUGGGCUGCCGAGAGUUGAAUAAGCGACUCUUGUCAUCUUAUAUGAUAACAACCUUCGGUGGAUCAUUUGCAGCCUCCUCUUGCUACUGCUUUGAAGUUUCAUCAUCCUUGUCAAGAUCUGGAAGUGCAGCUCAGGAUAUGGUAGUGCCCACAAAUCAGUAGUGGGAGGAAAAUAUGCUUUUGACAGGAGGGUUGAAAUCUCUCCUUCCCCAUGUGCUAAGAAGAAUAAUUAGAUGCAACAGACUCAGUAUUAGUAAUACUUCUGGAAUGGCAGAAGGCUACAAACAGGCCAAUAUUGUGAUUUUGCACAAGUCCCUGGCUGAUGACUUUGAGAAGUUCUGCCGUGCAAACGAUGGACCCCUGCCACUGCUGUACAGAAGUCAACCAGGUGACUGGAAAUGUCCUUCCCUGAGAAGUGAUUCUGAUAUCAGAACUGAUUGCCUACAGUACAGAAAAUAUGAGCAUGGAGCUUGUACUGGAUCACUGAAAAGCCUUAAGGAGUAUUCUGAACAACUCAAGGACAUGGUGACUUUUUAUUUAGGCUGCAGCUUCUCUUCUGAAAAAGCAAUCCAAAAAGCUGGCAUUCCUAUCAGAAACGUUGAGCAAAAAUGUAAUGCAAGCAUGUACAAAACAUCUGUGCCUUGCAACAGCAUUUCUAUGUUUCACUGCAACUUAGUAGUCACAAUGAGACCCAUUCCUGAAAGCAAGUUGGGAGCAGCUGUGUCAGCAACAUCUGGAUUAAAAGAAGCCCAUGGAGCACCAAUUCACAUAGGUGACCCUGGUCUGCUGGGAAUACAAGAUCUUUCUAAACCAGACUAUGGCAAUCCAGUUCACCUUCACCCUGGUGACAUUCCAGUGUUUUGGGCCUCAGGAGUAACAGGAGUAGAAGCAAUUAUCAACAGCCGAGCUCCAUUAGCUUUUACCAAUUCUCCUGACUGCACGUUCAUUACCGACCUAGAGAGAGGUCCAGUCAGCUCCUCAGGAGGAGCCCCACAGGUCCACUGCAUCUCUCGAGAUCCUCUGCAUUUCAGCAUUGUGUCAGCAGAAGCAGCCCAAAAGAUAAAUACUCUGGAGACCCUAAUUGGAGUAGAUCCAGGGGAGCGGGGGAUCGGGCACCUGCGGCGGCAGGGGGAGCUGCUGGGGGCCAGCCUGGCCCUGUCGCGGGCGGGCUCAGUGCUGGUGACCACGGGAUUCCCCACGCACUACAGCCACCAGCCCCCCGAGGAGAACGACGGCCCCCCGGGGGCCCUGGCCAUCGCGGCCAUGCUGCAGGCCCUGCAGAAACGGGUUGCCAUGGUUACGGAUCGCAGAGCCAUGGAGCUGAAUACAAAGAUUAUUGAAGAAGCUGUUCAACUAGGAAUCCUGAAGAAGCCCAUCCCUCUAUUGAGUUAUCAAAGGGAAAAUGCCAAUUCAGCGUUAAUGUUUUUGUGUGAGAAUGGGAAUCCUGGAAGACCUAGAUUUGAUCACCUGGUAGCAAUAGAGCGUGCUGGGAUGGCUGCUGAUGGCAAUUAUUACAAUGCCAGGAAAGUUAACAUCAAACAUCUCGUGGAUCCCAUAGAUGAACUAUUUUUAGCUGCACAAACCAUUCCAGGAAUCACAACAACAGGUGUUGGAGAUGGAGGAAAUGAACUAGGAAUGGGCAAAGUCAAAGAUGCUGUGAAGAAGCACAUAAAAAAUGGAGAUGUUAUAGCUUGUGAUGUUGAAGCUGAUUUCACUGUUGUAGCUGGUGUGUCUAACUGGGGUGGCUAUGCCAUUGCCUGUGCCCUGCACGUGCUGCGCUGCUGUGCCACCCACGAGCGGUACCUGUGCCGCGCCCUCGGCUGCCCGCGCGCCCCGAGCCAGCGGCCCUGGCUGCCAGCGCUGCCCUCCGUCCCCAAGGAGGAAAAGCUUCUGAAAGCACUGGUGCAGCUCGGGGUCCGCAGUGGCAAAACUGCCAGUCUGGAGAUGGAGGUGGAUGGGCUGCCCUUCUACAGCACCCACUCACUGAUGAUUGAAAAGCUGCUGCAGGAAGCUCAGCACUGACUGCCCCUAGUGAUUUCUAUAUGAAGAGAUGCUCCCAUGUAAUUUCCUUAUUUUUGAGGCUCUCUCAAGAUGUAAAAGAUCAGAAAAAGAUGGCUUUUCAUCUCUGGUGUCUUGACCACACACAGCCUUUCAUUGUUAUCCUUACAACAUCUCUGUGAAACAAGAAGAGGAUAUCAUCAUCCACUUGGCUUACAUUUCUUUUCUGUAAUUUUAUAAUGGAAAAUGGAAUUUUUUAAUUUUAUAAUUUUUAAUGGAAAAUUAAUAUUAAAUUAUAUUGUACAAU
Melozone crissalis (California towhee) is the source of this 2377-nucleotide messenger RNA. It is a transcript of the gene DGLUCY, whose product is annotated as D-glutamate cyclase. Bases 247 to 2094 code for a protein of 615 amino acids. The transcript is spliced from 15 exons. Gene Ontology annotation, molecular function: D-glutamate cyclase activity. The record is from RefSeq and is a predicted model, not a curated record. Gene Ontology annotation, biological process: glutamate metabolic process. Lineage: Eukaryota; Metazoa; Chordata; Aves; Passeriformes; Passerellidae.